This is a messenger RNA of Diutina rugosa, 999 nucleotides long. RefSeq lists its product as uncharacterized. The record is from RefSeq and is a predicted model, not a curated record. The coding region runs from base 1 to 999 and encodes 332 amino acids. The transcript has a single exon. Lineage: Eukaryota; Fungi; Ascomycota; Pichiomycetes; Serinales; Debaryomycetaceae.
AUGAAGUUCAUCCAAAUCGCCUCCCUCGUGGCUUUGGCCCAUGCGUUGCCUCUCAAUUAUGGCGGCGCUAUUACUUCGACUCCCGUGGCCGAAGUGACCCCCGUGUCGAGUGCUUUUGAAAGCCCGGAUGGCCCCGUUGAAUCUGGAGCCAUCACCGAGCCCGGCCCCGAGCUGGCCACGGCUUUACCCACCGAGCUGGCCUACGAACUGGCUUCUGAGCUGGCCUUUGAAUCAGACACCGGACUGAGUGCUGGCGAAGGGUUGCUGAACCCUCACUCAGUCUACCCUAAGGACAACUCCACCUACAGCCACACCUCUGGAAGAGUGUAUGCCAAUGAAACGGACGUGAUCGUCACCGUGUUCCCUCCCACCGUCACCGACGAAAAUGGCCAACCUGAGCCCACCCCUUACGACGACCUCACCACGACCAUCACCAGUAUCAAGUGGGUCACUCUCGGCCCCGAACCAACUGGUGCCCAGGGCGACCAAGGUAACCAAGACAAUCAAGGUGACCAAAACGAUCAAGGUGAAGACAACGGCAACGGCAACUCUAACGAAGGUAACGACGGCUCAAACUCCGGUGACCACGGUUCUGGUAACGGUGGAUCACAAGGAAACAAUGGCGGUGACAACGGCGCUGGUAAUGACGGCUCCAACAAUGGCCACCACACCAACAACGGCGACAAUGGUAACCAUGGCAAUGGUAACAACGGCAACGGCAAUGGCAACCACGGUCAAGGCAACGGCAAUGGCAAUGGUAACAACGGCAACAACGGCAACCAUGGUCAGGGCAAUAACGGUAAUGGCCAAGGCAACCACGGCCAAGGAAACAAUGGCCAAGGCAACAAUGGCCAUGGCAAUGAUGGCAACCACGGCAAUGACGACAACAACGGUGACCACCACCCGUGGCUGAACUCGACCUCGCCACACGGGAACUGGUCGACCCCCCAGUGGAAGCGCCACCAGCGCCACAUUCUUACUCCCAUUCCCUUGGCGUAA